Messenger RNA from Phycodurus eques (leafy seadragon), 3000 nucleotides. Its product is annotated as pannexin-1-like. NCBI's taxonomy places the organism in Eukaryota, Metazoa, Chordata, Actinopteri, Syngnathiformes, Syngnathidae. The coding region runs from base 126 to 1280 and encodes 384 amino acids. Gene Ontology annotation, biological process: monoatomic cation transport; positive regulation of interleukin-1 production. Gene Ontology annotation, molecular function: channel activity. The transcript has 6 exons. The record is from RefSeq and is a predicted model, not a curated record.
AUGGAGAUGCAUGAACAAUAGCGGCUCAGAGUUGCAUGCUUCUUUUUCUACUUCGGCUCAAUUCAUACAUUUCAUUCAAAAUAUAACGACUUUCAUUCAUCUAUUUAUUAUCCUCUCCAUGCGCCAUGGCGAUUGCCCACGUAGCAACAGAAUACGUUUUUUCGGACUUUUUGUUGAAGGAUCCCACGGAGGCAAAGUACAAAGGAAUGCGACUGGAGCUGGCCGUGGACAAGAUAGUGACCUUCCUGGCCGUGGGCCUACCUUUGUUUCUCAUCUCGCUCGCUUUUGCUCAGGAAGUGUCCGUGGGAACACAAAUCAGCUGCUUUGCCCCCACUAACUUCUCCUGGAGACAAGCAGCGUAUGUGGAUUCCUUUUGCUGGGCAGCAGUACAGCAACAAGCUGAUGGUUCACCACUCUGGCUUCACAAGUUCUUUCCAUAUAUCCUGCUCUCACUGGCCAUCCUUGUGUAUAUCCCUGCCCUUUUCUGGCGCUUCACUGCAGCCCCACAUCUCUCCUCGGAUCUCAACUUCAUAAUGGAGGAGCUUGACCGCUUUUAUAAUCGUGCCAUUAAACUGGCAAAGAAUUUGGCAUCCUUGGAUGCUAAAGAUAAGGAUGCUUCACAGGACACACAGAGCAGUGCUCUGGAGCUGACUGAGGGUUGCUUCAAAUAUCCUUUAGUUGAGCAAUAUCUAAAGACCAAGCGCUUCUCUCACCGCCUCGUGAUCAUGUACUUGGCAUGCCGAGGCUUGACUCUGCUCAUCCUGCUGCUCGCCUGCCUCUACCUGGGAUACUACAUUCGACUGGCCUCCCUUACCGAUGAGUUUCCUUGUGACUUGCGCACAGGGGUGCUGACCAAUGACAGCAGGGUACCCUCAGCCGUCCAGUGUAAGCUUGUGGCAGUGGGGGUCUUCCGACUGCUCAGCUACAUCAACCUUGGGGUGUAUGUGCUACUCACUCCACUGGUGGCGUAUGCCGCUGUCAGACCUGCACGUCAAAGUUCCAACUUCCUCCGGCCUUAUGAGAUGCUGCCGGGUUUUGGUGCUUUGGGGGUCAUCACACCCUUCUACAAUGACCUCAGCAUCUAUCUGCUGUUUCUGCAGGAGAACCUAAGUGAAUUGAAAUCCUUCAAGUGCCUCCAGGUGCUCGAGUUGUUGCAAGAAGCUGGUGAGGAGGGGUUUGAUGCCAUGUGCCUACUGCGAACUCUGGGCCAGGUGAAAACAGAUGUGUUGGAUUGUAAGAAGGCAUGUCCACGAAACAAAGCUAAGGAAGUGACAUCAUAAUUCCACUGAGCGCUUUCUACCUCAUUAACCAAGUGCUGCUGUGACCAACGCUUGACCUGAUUUCGACCGGUGGUUUGGAAUGUAUCCAUCCAUCCAUCCAUUUUCUUCCGCUUAUCUGAGGUCGGGUCGCGGGGGCAGUUGCUUAAGCAGGGACGCCCAGUGCCUACUGCGAACCCUGGGCCUUUGGAAUGUCCAUCCAUCCAUCCAUUUUUUGUACUGCUUACCCUCACUAGGAUCGGGGGCGUGCUGGAGCCUAUCCCAGCUAUCUUCGGGCGAGAGGCGAGGUACACCCUGAACUGGUUGCCAGACAAUCGCAGGGCACAUAGAAACAAACAACCAUUUACACUCACAGUCACACCUACGAGCAAUUUAGAGUCUUCAAUCAACCUACCACGCAUGUUUUUGGGAUGUGGGAGGAAACCGGAGUACUCAGAGAAAACCCACGCAGGCACAGGAAGAACAUGCAAACUCCACACAGGCAGGGCCCGGGAUUUGAACCCCGGUCCUCAGUACUGUGAGGCAGAUGUGCUAACCAGUCACCCACCGUACUGCCACAUUUGGAAUGUAAUGGAUUUAAAAUGGUUACUCAUUCAAUAUGUUUUUAUCUCUUAGAUGUUACUUGAUAUGACUCCUGCAUUCUCGUGACAUUUUUUUUCAUUAGUUGCACCAAUUCCAUUAGAAGCAACCACCAAUUACAUUUGUAGUAGGAUUAUAACAUUAUAUAUCUCCGGCAGCACGGUAACCUAGUGGUUAGUCUGCCUCACAUCUCUAAGGUUCUAGAUUCGAAUCUUGGCUCUGGCCUUCCUAUCUGGAGUUCGCAUGUUCUCCACCUGCUUGUGUUUUCUUUUCCAGGUAUUCCGGCUUCCGCCAACAUUCCAAAAGCAUGUUAGGUUAAUCGAAUGUGAGUGUGAAUGUGAUUCAUUUGUUUAUACCAUAUGUGCCGUGCUAUUGGCUGAUGACCAGUCCAGGGUGUACCAUGUACGCCUCUCGCCCAAAAACGGCUGGGAUAUGUUCCAGCUCAUCUGUGACCCUAAUGAGGACAAGCGGUACAGAAAAUGGAUGGAUGACUGUUUAUCUCCUGUAAGGCACAUAUAGCAGCCUUGAAAUGCUUAUCAUCGUCUGAACAUGCUGCAUACAUUAGGUCAGUUUUCACAAGUUUCUUAGUCUUUUUUUUAAGUCACUGCACACAAGUGUUGUUUACUACAAUGACAAAACUGUUGUACAACACAAAAUCCGUCUUCAAGUGUCUUUAUGUGUUCAGUCUUACUUGUUUGUUCUACAUUUGAACGGUGAUUAAGACAAUAUAUAAUUGUUUAAAAUAAAUAUAAGGUUUUUAAUUCUUUUAAUGGCACUCUUUGCUUUUCUUAGGUGUAUUGUAAAUGCCUUCCUAACAUUUGUGAAUGUCGGCAAUGCUUCUGUAACUAACUACUCUUUGUACUACUGUGCAUAUUGUAUACGACUUGUGUAUUUAUCUUGUAGUUAAGAGCCAACUGCAAUACAGCACUUGCCUUUUUAUGAGUGAUGUUUAUUUAUUUAUUUUACAGCUGUAAAAUACUGUAGUUUAUUCACUUUUAGGAGACAAAUGGAACAUUAAUAGUUAAUGGGCACAUAUAGUUUUCUUAAAGCAUGAAAAAUUCCACUCGAAAUAUGUGCAUGUUAAAAAUAGCCUGAUACAGUAAUGGAAUUAUGGAAAUGACAUGAAUGAAAGUGCCAGCUUGGA